UCAGCCAGGCUCUGGUGUGAGGACCUGGACUGGAUGCUGGAAGAGCAUCCUGGGCCCAGUAGGCCUCAGCCGGAGCCGGACCAGAGAGAGCAAAGCCAGGCUCUGGGACUUUGAACCAGUAAGAUGCAAGAGGUUUACUAAUAAAGAUAUCACCAGAAGUUAGAAGAAAAAUCAACUAGAGGAAAUGCCGGUAGUAUGGGAUGUAAGAAUUCAAAACUCUCUACAGCAGAUACUCUUGUUUUAGGGGCUAUCCAGAUUAUGAUUGGCAUUUUUCAUGUUUUUAUGUGGUAUUUCCUACUGGUUUUGUAUAUGGGACAACUUAAAGGAUUCUUUGGACUAUAUGAGCCUUUAACUUACAGAACAGGAUGUGCUUUAUGGGGAGUCUUUUUUAUCAUAGGAGGAGCCUUCAUAAUAAAAGCAGUAAGGCAUCCAACUGAGAUUUGGCUAAUUUGUUCUUUGUCCAUGAACAUUCUCUGUGUAAUUAUUUCAAAUAUUGCAGCAGUUCUGACCAUAAUUGAGCUGAUGAAUUUUCAUUCUGUGUCAUACAGGAAUUUUGGACAAGCGAAACUGGGGAGAGAAGUUUCACGUAUUUUACUGAUCUCCUACCCCUUGGAAUUUGCCAUUGCACUUGUGUACUCAAUCUGCCUCUGUUCACAUUUGAGUGAAACACAUGAAGAUACUACUCCAAAUGAGUCAGAGGAAGUAGAGAGUACUUUUUGAAAACUUGACAAAUGUUCUACUUGUGCUGAUGCCGGUGGUGUGCUAAUGAUGCGGGUGCUAAUGAUAUUUCUGUUUAACAAAACUACUACAAAGGCCACAGAUUUCACGCAAAAAAAAGGAAAAUACACAAGUCAGAUAUUUCUCCUCAGUGUUCAAGAAAUUUGUGCACACUUAUUUUUCUAGGUUCCAUGGGAAAAGCUUUUCCAUAUAAAAAAAAUAUGAGAUUUACGAGGAAGAAAUGGUUAUGUUCAGUAGCUGAGAACUCUUCAUUGAAGAUCUUUUGUACAAGACCCACAAAAUGAUUUGUAUUCUGUCCAGUGCAGGCUAUGUGAACCAGAAGGAUGGAUGUCAUCUAAUUAACAGGAAACAUUAACACUAUAUGUCCUUAUGAGUAAAACAUAUUCACAUUAUGAGUUUUUCUACCUAAACUAGCUUCUACCUUAAUGAAUCCAAACAGCUACCAAUUUGAGUCUCUUCAUUGUUCCU
Molecule: messenger RNA, 1206 nt
Organism: Dipodomys ordii (Ord's kangaroo rat)
Lineage: Eukaryota; Metazoa; Chordata; Mammalia; Rodentia; Heteromyidae
Gene: Ms4a13
Product: membrane-spanning 4-domains, subfamily A, member 13
Exons: 7
Coding region: 196-720 (174 amino acids)
Biological process (GO): cell surface receptor signaling pathway
Cellular component (GO): plasma membrane
Source: RefSeq, a predicted model, not a curated record